This is a messenger RNA of Triticum turgidum subsp. durum (durum wheat), 1110 nucleotides long. NCBI's taxonomy places the organism in Eukaryota, Viridiplantae, Streptophyta, Magnoliopsida, Poales, Poaceae. The record is from the annotation of a GenBank genome assembly.
AUGGUGGCGAUCUCGAUGUACCGCGGCAACCUCCACCGGGGCGGGGACGACGCCGCGCGCCGCUGGCCGGUGCCCCCGCCCACGCUCUCCGCGUCCCAGUUCCGCCGCCUCCUCCACCGCCGCUCCCUCGCCGUCUCCCGCCUCGCCGGGGCCCCCCGGCCCAACUCCCCCACCCCCCGCCCGGACGACGGCGCCGCGGCCCCCGCGGCCGUGGGAGAGGCGCAGGAGGUGGGCGGGGGUCAGCAGCAGCAGCAUCAGGCCGAGCGGCAGGAGGAGGGGCAUGAUGUGCCGAUGCAGCAGCAGCAGCCGCAUCAGGGGGAGGAAGAGGGACAUGAUGAGCAGCAGCAUCAACAGGUGGAGGGAGAUGGGCAAGACGAGCAGCAGCAAGGAGAGGAGGAGGAGGAGCAGGAGGAGGGGGCGGUGGAGGAUGUGGAAAUGGACGAUGCGGGGGAGGUGGUCGCCGGAGACGCAGAUGCUGCCGGCAAUGGUGACCCUGAAGAAGGGCAAGGCGAAAGCGAAGGCUUCGACCCCAACUCGGAGGUGGGUCAGCCUGAUGGAGUUGAAGAAAGGAAGAGAGAGUUCACCGACAAGCUGGAUACCUUGAGUAAGAAAAAGCAUGAUCUUGUGCAGAUGCUGAAGCAGAUUCUAAAUGCCGAAGAAGAAAUCAGAACACGUAGCAUGCAGGCUUCACUGCGUGCUGCCAUGCCUCAGCCGUCAGAAAACACAGCUGAUGGAAGUGUUCCUAGACAGGUGCCCAGAAUGACCGUUGACGUCAAUUUCAGCGAGUUUGCUGGGGAGUCAGAUGCUGGUUCCAACCAGGGCACUCCUGGACGCCCCUUGCAUCAUGUCCACAGUAUUUCCCCUUCAACAGCCUCUUUUGCUAGGUCUCCAUUCGGUUCUCGCAACCACAACCCUGGCAACACUCCAAGAAGUCCAGCAGCACCUUUCUCUACAGCAAGCCCGUCUCGCUUCGCAGGUACUGGGCAUCAGGGACACCACCCCUCGGCAUCAUUACCAGCAACCAACUUUGUAGCAUCGUCGCCUUCCCCUGCUGCAUCCGGUGGCUCUUCCUCUGUAUUCCGGGACCAUCGCCCGCCCAGUUCAACAUAA